Rattus norvegicus (Norway rat) is the source of this 6665-nucleotide messenger RNA. RefSeq names its product glycerol-3-phosphate acyltransferase, mitochondrial (gene Gpam). Gene Ontology annotation, molecular function: acyltransferase activity, transferring groups other than amino-acyl groups; glycerol-3-phosphate O-acyltransferase activity; acyltransferase activity. Gene Ontology annotation, cellular component: plasma membrane; mitochondrial outer membrane. Gene Ontology annotation, biological process: lipid metabolic process; phospholipid biosynthetic process; CDP-diacylglycerol biosynthetic process. Lineage: Eukaryota; Metazoa; Chordata; Mammalia; Rodentia; Muridae. The record is from RefSeq and is a predicted model, not a curated record.
CUGCCUACUGUUGUUUAAAUGGCUCAAGAGAGGUAAAGCUGGACUCAGACUUCCUCAACGCCUUUUAAAAAAAGGUAUUUUAAUAGUAUAUUCAUAUGUAGUAGUUUGUGUGUGGAAGUGAUGUUAAUGAUUCACGAGUACAAUACAAAGUAACAGAGUUGAGUUAAUUAGCAUAGCAUUAUUUCAUUCACGGUUUUUGAAAUUUAUAUUUAAGCACCCUUAGGAAGACAGAACUCAGUCAUUUAGCACAAUCACCACAUACGCUGUUCUGCGCAAGACACCUCAAAGGAAACCACCUCAAAGGAAACCAUCUGAGUCUUCCUGCCUCGGCGGCGAGUGGCUUUGUAUCUUUCAAGCCUUAUUUUGCCUAUUCUUCAUUUUUUUUUUUUUUUCGCCGUAGCGGCUCGGUCACUCAGACACUUCACAACGUUGCCCUUUGCAAUCCUUGUCUCCUCAUUCUUCCCAAAUUCCGCUUGGUCUCACAUACAAAAGGGCAAGAUCGCGCACAAGUACCUAAACCCACGUAGCCCACACGCACACCACCACAGGGCCUGGUGCUGGUGAGGCGCUCAGGAUGGCUGAGGUUACGCAAGGAAGAUGACAGACAGACAGACCCACAGACCGAUACAAGGCAUGCAGAACGGGUAGUGUAGCCACCAGGCUCACUCGCCAUGCUCAGCUUCUACACGGUACCCUUCACUCAGGCGCGUUAUGCAAGGCCCCGCCAGCAGGCCUGACGUCACUACCACGCGCCUCCUGCGUCAUCGCGGCGCGCCGCUGCAGCAAGCGCAGGGCUGAAGCGCUGGCAGCUGUGGGCGCCCAGGCGCGAGCUGCCGGGCGGGUGGACCCGAGCGCUGUGCGAGCUGCGGCUGCGGGACGCCGCUGGGCUGGAGCGCGGGGACAGCUCAUGUUUUGUUUGGGACUUCCACGUUGAGUCAUGGAGGAGUCUUCAGUGACAAUUGGCACAAUAGACGUUUCUUAUCUGCCCAAUUCAUCAGAAUACAGCCUUGGCCGAUGUAAACACACGAAUGAGGACUGGGUUGACUGUGGCUUCAAACCUACCUUCUUCAGAUCCGCAACGCUGAAAUGGAAGGAGAGCCUCAUGAGCCGGAAGAGGCCCUUCGUGGGAAGGUGUUGCUAUUCAUGCACGCCUCAGAGCUGGGAAAGGUUUUUCAACCCCAGUAUCCCAUCUCUGGGUUUGCGGAAUGUUAUUUAUAUCAAUGAAACUCACACAAGGCACCGAGGAUGGCUGGCAAGACGGCUUUCUUACAUCCUUUUUGUUCAAGAGCGCGAUGUCCACAAGGGCAUGUUUGCCACCAGUAUCACUGACAAUGUACUGAAUAGCAGCAGAGUCCAAGAGGCAAUUGCUGAAGUGGCUGCAGAAUUGAACCCGGAUGGAUCUGCCCAGCAGCAGUCCAAAGCCAUCCAGAAAGUGAAAAGGAAAGCCAGGAAGAUCCUUCAGGAAAUGGUUGCUACAGUCUCCCCCGGGAUGAUCAGGCUGACUGGCUGGGUGUUACUAAAGCUCUUCAACAGCUUCUUCUGGAACAUUCAGAUUCACAAGGGUCAACUUGAGAUGGUGAAAGCUGCAACUGAGACGAAUCUGCCGCUCUUGUUUCUGCCGGUGCACAGAUCCCACAUCGACUACCUGCUGCUCACCUUCAUCCUCUUCUGCCACAACAUCAAAGCUCCAUACAUCGCCUCGGGCAACAACCUCAACAUCCCCAUCUUCAGUACCUUGAUUCACAAGCUUGGGGGCUUUUUCAUAAGACGGAGGCUUGACGAAACUCCAGAUGGACGCAAAGACAUUCUGUACAGAGCGUUGCUCCAUGGGCAUAUAGUUGAACUCCUCCGACAGCAGCAGUUCCUGGAGAUCUUCCUGGAAGGCACCCGCUCCCGCAGUGGCAAGACCUCCUGUGCCCGGGCCGGGCUCCUGUCAGUGGUAGUGGAUACUCUGUCAUCCAACACCAUCCCUGACAUCCUGGUCAUCCCUGUGGGCAUCUCGUAUGAUCGGAUAAUCGAAGGUCACUACAAUGGUGAACAGUUGGGCAAGCCCAAGAAGAAUGAAAGUCUCUGGAGUGUGGCAAGAGGCGUUAUCAGAAUGCUGCGGAAAAACUACGGCUAUGUCCGAGUGGACUUUGCACAGCCAUUUUCUUUGAAGGAAUAUUUAGAAGGCCAAAGUCAGAAACCUGUAUCUGCUCCCCUCUCUUUGGAGCAAGCACUGUUACCAGCAAUCCUUCCUUCAAGACCUGAUGCUGCUGCUGCCGAACAUGAAGACAUGUCCAGUAAUGAGUCGAGAAACGCGGCAGACGAAGCCUUCCGAAGGAGGCUGAUCACAAACCUGGCGGAGCACAUUCUCUUCACCGCCAGCAAGUCCUGCGCUAUCAUGUCCACCCACAUUGUGGCCUGCCUGCUCCUCUACAGACACAGGCAGGGAAUCCACCUCUCCACGCUGGUGGAAGACUUCUUUGUGAUGAAGGAGGAAGUCCUAGCUCGGGAUUUUGACCUGGGCUUCUCCGGGAAUUCAGAAGACGUAGUCAUGCAUGCUAUUCAGCUUCUGGGGAACUGUGUCACAAUCACCCACACUAGCAGGAAGGAUGAAUUCUUUAUUACUCCCAGCACAACUGUCCCGUCCGUCUUUGAACUCAACUUCUACAGCAAUGGGGUACUUCAUGUCUUUAUCAUGGAAGCCAUCAUAGCUUGCAGCAUUUAUGCAGUCCAGAAUAAGAGGGGUUCCGGAGGGUCUGCCGGAGGCCUUGGCAACCUGAUCAGCCAGGAGCAGCUGGUGCGGAAGGCCGCCAGUCUGUGCUACCUUCUCUCUAAUGAAGGUACCAUUUCUCUGCCCUGCCAGACAUUUUACCAGGUUUGUCACGAGACAGUAGGAAAGUUCAUCCAGUACGGAAUUCUCACAGUGGCAGAGCAAGAUGACCAGGAAGAUGUCAGUCCUGGCCUUGCAGAGCAGCAGUGGAACAAGAAGCUUCCGGAGCCUCUGAACUGGAGAAGUGACGAAGAAGAUGAGGACAGUGACUUUGGUGAGGAGCAGCGUGAUUGCUACCUGAAGGUGAGCCAGGCCAAGGAGCACCAGCAAUUCAUCACCUUUCUGCAGAGGCUUCUGGGGCCCCUGCUAGAAGCCUACAGCUCUGCUGCCAUCUUUGUCCACACCUUCCGCGGCGCAGUCCCGGAGUCUGAGUACCUGCAGAAGCUGCACAGGUACCUUCUCACCAGGACGGAGAGGAACGUCGCGGUGUACGCUGAGAGUGCCACAUACUGUCUUGUGAAGAAUGCUGUGAAAAUGUUUAAGGACAUCGGGGUUUUCAAAGAGACCAAGCAGAAGCGAGCGUCUGUCUUAGAACUGAGCACCACUUUCCUACCUCAGGGCAGCCGGCAGAAGCUCCUGGAAUACAUUCUGAGCUUCGUGGUGCUGUAGGGUUCCCUCAGCACCUAUCUCCGUGAGGAGCUGAUGAGUCCUUUGCAGACUCCAGUCUGACCCAGAGUGGCAAGUUUCCUGGCAUGGGCCAGCCUGCCUUACCCCGAGGAGACUUCCAGGAAGACAUGUGCCUUCUGCCCCCGUGGACCUGCGCUCCUCCCAACACAGACGCAGUGGCCCGUGCAGAGCACUUGGGGCCAGUGCCACCUGCGCUUCAUGAUCACUAGGUUGCUAGGUGAAAUCUCAGUAAGUUAUUCUGCAGUUUAUUAAAGACGCACAUUUUAAUUUAAGUAUAACUUUUCAGGCUAGUUACUGUGAUGGACACUGAGGUGUUUGUAGAACUGACUCUUACAUAGUAAGAAAUAAUGUUUCCUUUAAACUAAUUGGGCCAUCCGUUCUCUGUCUUCAUUUUAUUGCUGUCAGCAGAAGUUAUGGUUUGUAUUCGAGCACUUUCCUCUCGCUGUCCUGGGCGGGCAGACCCCCCCAUGUGUUUGAAGCUGCCUGAAAGCAGAUGAUACUGUGUAGGUCAGGAAGGGAGACUCUGAAGAAGGAGCUAGCGUCAGAGAGUGAAUCUGGUUGGCCAGGUGAAGCUGUGCUUGGCUAGGAAGUGGCAUUAAAGGCUUUGCUUGUGUGACAAGAGUGCCAUUGAGCUGUAAUGACCACAGUGUUUAGAGUCCCCCCUGCCGAUGCCCGUACCCUCCUUGCCCUGGGAGUGGCAGGCACUGCUGUGUUUGGGGCUCAGCCACAGUGAUCACUGACCUGUGCACACCGCUGGGCCAGGGUCCGCAGACACUGCUCGCUGACCAUGUGCUGCAGCCCUCUCUGGAUGGCUAGUACUCAGAGGGUGCACUGUGCAGCCUGGGUGGCACGCACAGGGUCCCCACUGAGUGGCAGGCGGUUGGAGGCAUAGACAUUUAUGUGGGCCACAUACCCAGACUCCAUUGCCACGUAAAGAAAGGCAAGUAAUUAUGGAAACUUUUUGUCUUAGUGGGUAGGAGCAUAGCUGUUAGUUCUUUGUGGUGAUCAUGGCAGUUUCUCAACAAUCACGUGACAAUACAAUCUCUAACUGUCUACUGUCCGUAUGUAUGGUUUUAUGGAAUUAUGAAUUUUCUGAUGAGUGAUGUAUAGAUGAUUUGAAUUUAUAAAAGCAUUAGGGAUGAAGUUCAUACUUUCCUGAACUUGAGUUUUAAACACUAAUUGUAUCCUGUGAGUGACGUGUGUGUUGGGGGAGGGUGGGGUCCCGCCUGGCAUUACACGGUGCAUGAAGUGGCUGGUCUGGAGCUCAGAGCAGUGAUGCUGUGCUGUGCUGACCCCCACCCUUGCCAUGUGCAUGCCACGUCUCUUCUUCCUUCGCACCAGCUCUCCGUCAACUGUGGCGACUUUGGUGUGGAGUGGCACGGUUACCUUUAGCCUCUGCAUUACUCACUAGGGUAGGCUGACACUUCCCUUGGCUGUACUUGGGGGAUACCGGGGGAGUCUGGCUUACUCCCUUGGGUUUACCUCAUCUGGGGACUCAAGCAUUUUGUUGGUCUCUCCUCUUUCUUUAUUCUCUAAAUGGAAACUGAAGGUGACUCCUUCUGUCAGGUAGCUGCAGGGCCAUUGGCCUGACCUGUCAGUGGGCGUUGCUGUCCUGCCCGUCAGCUCUGCAAAUGCCCGCUGCUCCCCAGCCUGCGCAGAGACAUGUGCAUCCCCUGUCCCGCGCUGUGUUCUCCCUUUCGGUAGGUUUUACUUUGAGGACUGCUGUUUACUGUUGCCUGACAAUUAACUCACUGUGAGGGUAGGUACGCACGCUUCCGUAACUAACUGGUGCUUUGAAACCUUUUUUAAGGAAGAAAAAUCUCUACCAAAGUUAUGCUCUUCCUGACCCUUGAGUUAAUUUUAGCACAACUCAUUCUUCAGUGCCUCAUUAUGAAAGAAAAAAGCAUCAUAAUAUGGCUUCAAGGUAGCCCUGGUCUCUAAUAGAAACAUUCCCUUGUUUUCCAGCCCUGGGUGGCUUCCUCGAAGAAAGAUUAAACAAACUAGGUGCUUGAAUAUAAUUUAUUACAGUUUACUGCAUUUCUGUCAAAUUGAAAUGCAUGGCCUUCAGGGGAAGACUGUGAGUCAAGUUUAAUAGCUACAAACACUGAGCAAUACUGCUGUCCGUAAGACCCAGCCAAGGAAGCCAGAGGGAGGGGCAUUCGUCUCCAAAUCCUAAGGAAAAUGAAGGCAAAAACAAGUGUUACGUCAGUUCAGCCAGGAACACUGUACCCUUCUUGACUCUGUUAAACCGUGCAAGUCAGGAGGCCGAGUACUUUAGAAAGUACAUCUCGGUGGCAGGGAACAGACGCUUGGACAGGAGUUCCUGCCCUGCCGCCUCGGGCCCCACAGUGUUCGGAUCAUGUGAUGUCCUGAGAUGGGAUCCGUGGGAAUGCCCAGUGCCAUGCAGUGUGGAAAGGAUUGCGUCUGCCAGUGCUCACACCCGCUGCACACAGCAUUUCCCAAUCUGUUUGGACCUCAGGACCUUUCCUCCUCUGGGAUGCUGCAUGCCAUGGAAAACGUUUUCAGAAGCUACACGAAUCGCUCUUUCAACAGACCAAAUGUCACCACGGUGACAAGCAGACUCUUGCAUGCUUUCUGUAUCACUCUCGAUGCACCGCGUGCUCUGACUGUCUUUCCUCACAGGAGAGUAAGCACAGGGAACGGGCUGCAGUGUUUUCCUCUGUGGAAGAUCAACUGGCAACCCUGGCCUUUUUAAAACCGAGAGUAGCAGAAUUAAUAGAGGAACUAAUUGGGGUAAAUAAUAAAGGUUUUAAUCCAGAUCUAGAAGAAAACACUGCACAGUUGGAUGCAGAUUUUUAUCCGUAGAUAACCGUAGUGUUUUGAAAUGAUAGGCCCUAUCUUUGAAGUUUCUAAGACUUACUAUGGGAUGUAAAUCUGUUUUUUAAAAACACUUUUUAGGGGCUUGAGAGCUGCCACCUGGUACUUUGUUUAGUGCGACCAGUGACUGCUUCAAGCGACUCUUGACCUUCCCAAUAGCUAAAGGGCUAACUGUUUAUGGAAGGCGUUUGUUAUAGCGUUUGCCCAUUGUACAAAGCAAUGCCUGAUUGUUGUAAAGAGAAUGACCACUGUAAAAUAGCACUGGGUGAUUCUGUGAGUGACACUGCCUUGCAAAUGUUGACUGAUUUUUAUGCCCAAUGAUGGUACAACCUGAGAAGCAUGGAAAUGGAGUUUUGUUUUAAUAAACCAGAAAAAAACCCAAAAA